AUGGAAAAUUGUAUUUUUAUAGAUAUUGGAAGAAAUGGCUUUCAUCAUUCAUAUGCUGUUGUUUUUUCAAUCGUCGUACAAGACAUACGACUAAUAAACAAACGAGAAAAUAAUUCCAUCAAACGGCAUUAUUUGCUCAAGAACAGUUACAACUUUAUGGUCGAUUCGGUUCUAUUUCCUUUUUUUUGUACAGUGAUUUUUUGGUAUGGGACACAACAAUAA
This is a messenger RNA of Adineta steineri, 222 nucleotides long. Lineage: Eukaryota; Metazoa; Rotifera; Eurotatoria; Adinetida; Adinetidae. The record is from the annotation of a GenBank genome assembly.